AUGAUCAGGGUGGAGCUGCGUCGACAGGACGUGUGCGAUGCCGACUUGCCCUCGUUGUUUCGUCACGUUGGCCUCCGGCUGCAGACGGCUGGGGCUCAAACUUCUUACGCACUGGAUCUUUCGCAAAAUCCGCGCAUCACAGACGAUGGUGUGACAUCGAACCUUGUACCUUUCUUGCGGCAGUGGCCGCAGUGUUCUUCCCUGAAGCUUGGCCAGACAUCGAUCGGGGAUAUGUCUUUGCUGGCACUGGGCGAUUGGAUUUCCAGUUCCUCGGUGACUGAGGUGGACCUAUCGCAACUUGGUGGAAGCAUCACAAGCAAGGUGGUCGUCGACACAAUCAGAAUGGUCAUCUCUCGACGCAAGGCCUUGCAAGACAGGCAGGGUGCCACCGCGCAGCUAUGGCUUUGCUUGGAACUCAAUGGUAUCGAAGGGGUUGAGGCCUCUGUUACGCAUGCGAACAUUUGGGAGCGGAGCUGUGCAGGCUGGAAGCGUCACUCCAUGUGCAAAGCAAACAAGAUCCCCGUUGUAGAGCUAUCCCUCUAUCCCUCCAGGCCCCCACCGGUGCCCAACCGUGGCAAGGAGAUCUUGUCAAUUCUCAAAGCAGGCUCCUCGUCGCAGAGAAGCGCGGCCCAACCACUGGCUCUGAGCGUGGAUGAGUUUCAGUUGUACUGCAUGGAAUCACGCGAAGCUGCAGAAGCCGGGGCAGAUCGGAAGAACCAUGAGACCUUCGGAAAGGACACCCUUGCUGAGGGAUGGUCGUUCGAGAGGAACGUCGAAGCCAAUCGGCUCUUGAAAGCAGGGGCGCCCAAGACACUUCUUACCCCUGCAGUCAGAGUCGCCAAAGGUCAACUGGGGAGCGAGAAGUGUGACAAGAACGAGAAGCACGGCAAGAAGGACAGGAAGGAAAAGAAGGAGAAGCGCACUGACAGCCCACGAGAGAAUGCUGCCAAGUCAGUUGUGGACAAGACUGUGCGCUCCAUUCUGACAAACACGCCGGUGCUUCAGCACAGUGACUUCCGGGGCAACGUCCGCGAGUGGCUGUUGGCAAUCCAUAGAGCAGCCGGUGGCAAGGGUGUUGCUGAGGCUGCAGAGCUUAUCCGAGUCACUGUGGAGAGCAAGCAGCGCGAAGACGUGGCCAAAUGGACAGGGUACCUUUGCAAGCUGCUCGAGCGAUUCCACGCUCAAGUCCGACCCACAGUGCGAAUCCAGUUGCAGUGA
Messenger RNA from Symbiodinium natans, 1218 nucleotides. NCBI's taxonomy places the organism in Eukaryota, Dinophyceae, Suessiales, Symbiodiniaceae. The record is from the annotation of a GenBank genome assembly.